CUAGAGACACGUCCGGACGCUCGUGGCGACCGGACAAACGCGACUUGCAGCAAUUUUGGACGCUGAAAGUCACAUUCAGUGUCCAUACCAGGUUGCUGUUGCAUGUUCAGGAGCGUCUGGCAAAUCAUCAUGGACAAGACCAAAACGGCACCCAGCGGCAACUGGGCCCAACUCCAGAAGAACCUCGUCCCUACAAAGUCUGUAUCGAAAUUGAAAACGUCUUCCCAUCCACGAAACAAGCGUGACUCCAAGUCCGCUCCCUCCUCGUCUGGUUCCAAUGCUGGUCCAUCGAGGGGUAUUGGCCAAUACAUGGGUCGCGUGGAAGUGGCUGCUAAUGCCAAGACUACCAUUUCACUGCCUCAGCCCGUGCCCUCGCAUAGAGAUAUGAUGAGAGGCAAUGUGACCGUCAAAGAGCCAUGUGUGCUUUUGGAGAACCCAUCGGGCGAUCACUUUGUGGAAGAGCUCAGGCAUAUGGUCAUGGGUAACCACGUUUUGAGUGAGAGUCAGAAGCUUCCUGGGCAAUACCUCGCAAUCGAUUGUGAAAUGGUCGGCGUCGGACCCCAAGGCUCCGAGUCUGCCCUCGCCCGAGUAUCCAUCGUCAACUACCAUGGCCACAUCAUUCUGGACACUUUCGUCCAGCCCCGCGAACCGGUGACCGAUUAUCGUACUUGGAUAUCAGGCGUGAGGGCGCAGGAUCUGAUCACUGGAAGGGACUUUGCAGAUGUUGGGAAGGAGGUGGCGGAGCUGCUGGAGGGGAAGGUACUGGUGGGACAUGCUAUUGAGAAUGAUCUCAAGGCUCUGAUGCUCGCACACCCUGGACCGUUAACCCGCGAUACGCAGGCGUACAAGGGUCUUCGUGAAAAGCUCAACAACAAACGCCCGGGUUUGGCCAAAGCCUCCCAGCAACUGCUUGGUAUCCAGAUCCAGACUGGUGCCCACUCUUCUGUCAUCGAUGCUAGAGUGACAAUGGCUAUUUACCGGCUUUUCAAGAAGGAAUGGGAAAAGUCCGUCUGGCACCUCACCGAGGCUUACCGCAACAAACACAAGGGCGCUCAACCGGAGGCCGCCCCCGCCGAGGAGGAAGGCUCGGCCGAAGAAGUUUCCACCUCUGCCCCCAAACUCUUCCCCUCCUCUUCUUCGCACACCAACCCCAAGACAAGUGGCCAGAGGACAGGUAAGAAGAAGUCAAAGCUGCAGGAGUUUCCGGGCGGAGGGCGAAAGGGAAUUAGUAGUGGUCUGAGCGUCAUUGUAAGGCGAGGAGGUAAGAGGGUGGGCGGAACGGGGCGCGGAGAUGGCAGUCGACGUAUGGACAGGGAUAGAGGGGCGGAGGCUGGGCGUGCCAGCUCUGGUGGGAGUGGAGGCAAUUGGUGGGAGUCUGCUUGAGUGUGACAAGAGUGUUGUGUGUGAAACCUGAUAGACGCAACAAAAUCA
Messenger RNA from Cryptococcus amylolentus CBS 6039, 1431 nucleotides. RefSeq lists its product as hypothetical. Gene Ontology annotation, cellular component: nucleus. Gene Ontology annotation, molecular function: nucleic acid binding; 3'-5' exonuclease activity. NCBI's taxonomy places the organism in Eukaryota, Fungi, Basidiomycota, Tremellomycetes, Tremellales, Cryptococcaceae. The transcript is spliced from 8 exons. Gene Ontology annotation, biological process: rRNA processing; ribosomal large subunit assembly. The record is from RefSeq and is a predicted model, not a curated record. The coding region runs from base 103 to 1383 and encodes 426 amino acids.